Molecule: messenger RNA, 1548 nt
Organism: Penicillium verhagenii
Lineage: Eukaryota; Fungi; Ascomycota; Eurotiomycetes; Eurotiales; Aspergillaceae
Exons: 3
Coding region: 1-1548 (515 amino acids)
Source: RefSeq, a predicted model, not a curated record
AUGGAACCUCACUUCACUCACACUCUCUUUCCAGGCGUUGCUGAGACCAAGACUUCAUAUGUUCUCAUCUCAAAUCAGUUUACCCCUUCUGUCUCACCAUAUCUCAACUUACUCCAAACUUCUAUUUCCUUCGACAUGGAUGACCACCCAGAACACUGGAGGCUCACACUGAUGGGAUGGGACUUCUGGAAGGAUGCAACCCUCUAUGAAGAACAACGCAACCCGGAGUUGAAUAAAGUGCUGGAUCUUAACCUCCACAAACGCUUCCCAUUCAAUCUGGGCCCUGAACAUGGACCCCAUACCAAGGAGGGCGAACUGAUGAUGCAAGGAAGAAACAAAGAUGAGAGCUCAUUGGAAGAAUCGAAAACAUCUUCAACUCCCGGCAUUUUGAAGCAGCGCCGUAAGCUUAGCAUGUCUGACACCAAAGCUGUUUCUGUUUCUGGUCUUCGCCGCCACAAGACCGUGACAGCUGCAACAUCUCGACUCCGAGAACUGGGCCGUCGUGUUCGUUCCCCGUCACCAUCUCGAUCGUUUCCCCCGUGGAGUCCACUCGGCUCUCGACUUAGUACAUUACAGUCAUCACCACUGAAAGGAAAGCUUCCACGGCCACGACAGACGACAAUUGAAGAGAUCGAGGUGCCCGCUUCACCUCCUUGUUUCCUUUCUGUGCCACAAUCCAAUAUCUCGGCGUCCUUGCCCACUUCUCAAUGCCUGACUUCCACUCCCCCGACAGAUCUUGCCAGUUCAGAUGCGGCGGUCUCUUACUAUUCUAACGAGACAGCAACACCAAAAAGACCACUGCCUAACUUUACUGGGGGGUCUAACUGGCUCAUUAUCUCCCGAACCAAGAAAAGCCUUGGUCUUGACAUGUUCUGUCCCUAUGAUGACAGUGAUGAUGACGAUGAUCGCAGCCUUCAUGAGCUGAAGCCUUUAUGUGAGUUCCGUGGCUUGCGAUCGCUCAAGAUUGUUGGGAUGAUGCAGUCAUAUCAAUAUUUUAUCUGGCAGGCUGCGUGGUUGAACUUGGAACUGGAUGAGCUUGAGCUUGAGAUGGUCUUGGAGCCGGAGAUCAAGAACCAGAUCAUCCAGGACAGGUGGAGGGAUAUCAAGACAGGAUGGGCUAUUGAUGGCAAAAUCGAUGGCAGGCCGGUCUAUUAUGGUGAUCGAGGCGAUGGUGAACUGAACCAUAAGAUUGGAUACGGAGAAUAUCUCGACAAGCGAUGCAUUGAAAUGGCCAAAGUUCGGGCUUUGCAAAUGGGGCAGACUAACCACCGCCUGUCGAUUCGGAAACUCACCUUGAGUGGAUUCAUCGUCGAUGCCGAUCCGAUCAUCCAAUGGUUUGAUCCUGAGAAAUUACGCAGUAUCCAUUUCAAGGGGAAAUGUAUUGAUGCUGGGCUCUGGCUACCACUUUCUAUGAAGAAGGUUUCAGUUCGGUUUCCCCACGACAUUGAUCUGCAAGCCGUACCAGCUGGAAUUGUCAGGGUUGAUUUGGACAAAGAUUUGACGGCCCUGGUGAGUGGCAAAAUGAAGACCGAGGAGACUGUGCCAUAA